This is a messenger RNA of Ceratitis capitata (Mediterranean fruit fly), 1045 nucleotides long. RefSeq names its product attacin-A-like. NCBI's taxonomy places the organism in Eukaryota, Metazoa, Arthropoda, Insecta, Diptera, Tephritidae. Gene Ontology annotation, biological process: defense response to bacterium. Gene Ontology annotation, cellular component: extracellular region. The transcript is spliced from 2 exons. The record is from RefSeq and is a predicted model, not a curated record.
GCAAACGAGAAGUGAAUAUCGAAUCAGCUUAAGAAAUUCUUAAAAGUGUCUGCUACAAUUAAAAUAUGAGACUUCAACUCUACACUGCCCUCGUCGUCGCCUUGGCAACUUUGGCCUGCGUCAGUGCAGCGCCAGGACGUUGGCCGAAUCCACCAACAGUUCGACCACAACCACCACCACGUCCAAUACGUGUGAGUCGCCAUGUGGCUACGGGCGGCACUAUUACCAGCAAUCCAAAUGGUGGACAAGAUGUUAAGUUGGAGGCUGGCAAGGUCAUUGGCGCACCGAAUGCCAAUGUAUAUGGUACUGUGGGCGCAGCUGGUAAUACGAAAGGCGGACCGGUCACCACGAGCGGCACAGUGGGCGCAAAUCUCAUGGGUCUGGGCGCUUCCGUAACUUAAGAACAUACGCCCGGCUUUAGUGAUGCUUUAACUAAGAAAGCUACCGCUAAUGUUUUAAUAAACGAUAAUAAUCAAUUGGGCGGUGCAAUCUUCCAGACGGAUACUAAAUUGGCGAAUGGUUUUGAGUUUCAGAAAAAAGGUGGUUCGUUGACUUUCGAGAAUGCCGGCGGUCAUGGUUUAUCCAUAGCCAAAGAGACUAUACCCGGUUUUAGUGACACACUCACUAAGUCAGCACAUGCGACUCUCUUCAACAACGGCGUACAGAGUGUGGGCGCUAACGUAUUUGAUACGAAGAAAUCCUUCGAAUUGGGUCCGAAAUUCCAUGAAACUGGUGGUGGGCUCAAUUGGGCGCAUACGGAUGGUUUUGGCGCUAACGUUGGCCUGUCAAAGGUGCAUGAUUUCGGUUCGAAGCUUAAUCUCGGCGCUUCGUCUAAUCUCUUUAAGUCGGGCGAUGGUCAGACGUCUUUGGACUUGAACGCCGGCGGGUCGCGUUGGCUGAGUGGUCCAUUAAGUGGUAGAAAUGAGUUUAAUACUGGUUUAGGGUUGACGCACUCUUUUCCUAAUUGGGGGUGAGAGACUGUGGAUAAGCUCUAAAAUCUUCUUAGUCUUCUCAAGGACAAGAAAUAAGUAUUUGCUUUCGGUAC